UUUUGUCAGACGCAACACGACGUGUAUUUUCUCAAGAAUUUGGCCGUCAUUUUGUUAAUUUGUAUAUUUUGUCGGCGAUUUUAUGUGAUUACUCAUAAAAAAUGGCGAAACUAGUAGAUAUAUACAAUAGCGAAAAGGAACCUGUUAUAAAAAGACGACAAUUGCCGUUAACUAUUUAUGAAAAUCUAACAAUGAUUAUGGAUUUAAACACAAUGGGAUUGAUUUGUGACAAUCCACAAGUGAAAGGUCGUGAAUACGAAGAGUUUAUGCGAAAAUACAGAUUUCUAUCGAUAGAUGAAUUGAAAUCGGCUCUCAGAGUAGACGCCUCCGAUAUAUUCAAUGUGUUAAAUCAAAGCAUUCCUUGUGUUGGUUGUCGAAGAAGUGUGGAACGUCUAUUUUACCAGCUAUGCAAAUCAGGACACCCUACACUGGAUCCAUUAGUAUUGACGUUAGAUGAAAUAAUGACAAUCAGAGAAGACAAAAUUGUGCACCCACAGUCAUUAGCCACAUUGUUAAAUGGUCAUAACACGGGUAUAGAGUGUUUGAUUCUGAGCCAACCAAGAUGGAAGAAAUCACAGCGGUGUACAUUGCACUCGUUAGAGGCGGGCAGUGCUCGGGGUUGGGGUGCGGGAGGUGGAUGUGGAUGGGGAUGGGGCGCCUGGGGAUGGGGGGGGCGCGCGGCGUGGCGGGCCGCCUGGGACGCUAUGCGCGCGCCCGCACGAGACCAUGUUACCCUUGUGCACUUCAACACUUUACAUGACACCCUACACAACUAUCUAAGGAAACAUCGCUUCUGUACUGACUGCAAGACUAAGGUAUUACGCGCAUAUCAACUUCUAGUCGAAGAAAAAGAGCCACAAAAGGAGAAAGGUUAUGUAGGAGCAUUAUAUGGUGGUAUCAAGAGAUGCUUACUGGAUAAGCAUCUGCAUUUACAAGCAAAAACUGACUAUAUAGUGCAACUCAUAGCCAGAGCAGAGCCAGAAUUACUUGGGAACCACCGUGAGAGGCAUGCGAAAACUCUUGAAAUUGCACAAGAAGAGGUGCUAAUAUGUCUCGGUAUAUGCAUUUACGAGCGACUGCAACGCAUAUCCCUACGGUUGCGAGAAGAAGAAGGCACUUGUCAGACUCUCGCAGCAGUCGCUGUGGAGGCACUGUAUCGCAAAUUUGAGACUGCGGUGGAGCAAAAAAGCGGCGUCUCUAAACUACAACUCUUAUAUGAUGAAAUAACACAGGAAGAAUUAACUCGGCAGCAACGGAAGGAACAAAAAAAACUGAAGCGCCGCAAGAAGAAAGAGAGGCAAGCUGUGGAGAUCAAAUGCAAGGAGGCCGACUCUGAGGAACCAGAAGAAAAGUGCCAAUGUGAAGAAUGCUUAAUGGAAGAACGUGACACGCCGACAGAGCUGUUGUCCCCUCGCGAGUACCCUGCUUGUUGUGAGGCGGGCGACGGUUGCCGUUCCUGUGAGGAGGCGCCCGCCCCGCACCGUUCGCCCAACAAGAAGCGGAACAAAAACGGAAAACUUUCGCCCAACGAUCACUCCCAAGACUGUGGCUACUCGUCGGGGAACAACGGCGGCUGUUGCGAAACAAUAUCCGGCUCAUCUUCCCUUAUGAGUUCCCCUGAGGGCUCCGAGGUGGCUUGCUCCGAGGGAUUCUGCAAUCACGAGCGAGGAGACUGUUUAGAUACAAAAAAUGAGAAGUCGUGCACCGGAUUUACACUUUCUCUACAGGAAAUGUUGAUGGAUACAUGCUCAUCGGAAGACGAACAGGACACCAGUUAUAUUCCUAUAGAGGAGGUUUUAGAAUUUAGAUCUCGACGGAACAUAACAGAGAAGAGACAGGAACUGCGACAAAACCUCCGGCAGAAGUUCGCACAACUAUGUGUGAACCCACCUCGUGUACUGACACAGGAUAAAGAGUCUGCCUAACUGGUUAAACUGCACUCUAUAAAAAUAUUCAUAGUCAUUUUCUCCUGAAAUAACCUGGACAGACUGUAUGCCUCAAUAACCAGUCCAAUAUAUAACAACAGUUACAGUCCUCUGUUGGACGGCUACAAUAUCUUGCACUCUGUUGAUAUUGCUUCAUUGAUUUAGGAUGUGUCGUUGUCAAGUCUCACUUGUUAACAAAUAUUAC
Messenger RNA from Diatraea saccharalis (sugarcane borer), 2130 nucleotides. The record is from the annotation of a GenBank genome assembly. Lineage: Eukaryota; Metazoa; Arthropoda; Insecta; Lepidoptera; Crambidae.